AUGCUGUUGCAUCCCACGGUGUCAGGAUUGUGCACCAUGUUGCAGACCAUUUAUGAGACAGAGUCCUGUUUUUCUUCUGCCAGCACAGACAGCCAACAGCCACUGGAGCUCCUGAGUAGCAGCAGGGGCUCCACCACUGCCAUGCCUACAGCUGUCGUGGAGGUGAAAAGCAGCCUUCCAUCAGGCAUGCAGAGCCCAGUAGGAAAAGCAAGUGAACAGCGAGGAGAAGUUGGUGGUUCAGAAGAAGUCUCAGUUGUUGGUGGAGGCCCUGUUGACCUGCGCACUGAGCCCAGGUUGGGAUCAUUGUCUGUGGGAAGUACAGGAGUGGACACAACUUUGAGAGAGCAGCAGCUUCAGCAUGAAUUGGUACUACUGAAACAGCAGCAAGAACUCCAGAAACAACUCCUAUUUGCUGAAUUCCAGAAAAAACAUGAAGUCCUAACCAGACAACAUGAAGUCCAGCUACAGGAACACCUCAAGCAACAACAGGAGCUGUUGGCAGCAAAGCGUCAGCAAGAGCUGGAACAGAAGCGAAAACUGGAACAACAAAGACACGAAGAGCAGGAGAAACAACGACUGGAGCAACAACUCCUUCUACUUCGAAAUAAGGAGAAAGGCAAAGAGAGUGCUAUUGCCAGUACAGAAGUAAAGUUGAAACUGCAGGAAUUCCUUCUAAAUAAGAAAGAACCUGCUAUUGGUGGACUGAAUCAUUCCUUCUCAAAGUGCUGGGGAGGCCAGAACACUUCCUUGGAACAAAAUUCUCCACCCCAGAAUAACACCCCAGGAACUCCUCCAUCUUAUAAACUUCCUACAUUACUGGGUAACUACGAGGGCAAGGACGACUUUCCACUCCGCAAAACAGUGUCAGAGCCCAACCUGAAGGUACGGUCACGGUUGAAACAAAAAGUAGCUGAGAGGCGAAGCUCUCCACUCCUCAGAAGGAAAGAUGGCACUGUCAUCAGCACCUUCAAGAAAAGGGCCAUUGAGAUUUCAGUCUCCCCUCUCUGUAGCAGCGCUCCAGGUUCGGGGCCCAGUAGUCCUAACAGUUCUAAUUCAGCUAUUGCUAAUGGCAACACUGGAUCUGUCCCUAACAUACAGACUGAGCUUCGAUCCCUUCAUCAGACGGUAGGAGCUGAUGGGACAUUGAGUCCGCUAAGUCUCUACACUUCACCAUCUCUGCCCAAUAUCUCUUUAGGACUCCCUGCGAACACACACAUCACGGCCUCCCAGAAGUUGUCAAGCCAACAGGAAGCAGAGCGUCAAGCCAUUCAGUCUCUCCGAGCCGGUGGAGCUCUAACUGGGAAGUUUCUCUCCACAUCCUCCCUGCCUGCAGGUGUAGGACAUGAUGGAGAGAGUCAGCCUCCUAGCUCACACUCUGCACAUUCUUCAUUAUUGCAACAUGUACUAUUACUAGAGCAGGCCAGACAACAAACUGCAAUGCUAUCUGUCCCCAUGUACAGCCAGUCACCCCUGGUUACAGCAGAGAGAGGAGUGUCCAGCGGCAUGCGAUCAGUCAAUAAGCUGCCUCGCCAUCGGCCUCUAGCUCGUACCCAGAGUGCACCUUUGCCCCAAUCUCCCCAAGCCCUCCAACAACUGGUAGUUCAGCAGCAACAUCAGCACUUUCUGGAGAAACAUUAUAAAAUGCUUUCAAAGGGGUCAGACCUACCCAGACCACCUCCCACUCAUCCAGAGGAGACAGAAGAGGAGCUUACAGAGACCAAUGACAUGCAAGAGGAGGAUGUAGAAACAAGCAGUCUCAGACUUCAGACGGAGGGGUCAGAUGACAGCGCAAUCCCCACUGAUCGCCGAAGUGUGCACCCAAAUGAAGAAGAACCAGGAGUCGUUCGUGUGAAAGGAGAGAGCACAGAAAGUGAACUGGAUGAUGAAGAGGAGGAAGAUGAUGUCAUUCAUCUGGGGGAUAGCGAAGAAGAUGGAAGGGGGAACUACUGUCAGGCCUCGCAACAAAUGGAUGUAUUACCCUCCCCCUCGCCUCAUAGGCCGCUGGGAAGAGCACAGUCUUCUCCGGCAGCUGGUGUCAAUCCUGUCAGGCAUCUCUUUACAACAGGACUUGUUUAUGACAGUCUGAUGUUAAAGCACCAGUGUGUUUGUGGCAACGCUCACAUCCACCCAGAGCAUGCUGGAAGAGUGCAGAGCAUCUGGUCCAGGCUACAGGAGACAGGCCUGCUGGGCCGCUGUGAGAGAAUUCGUGGGCGUAAAGCAUCCCUGGAUGAGAUCCAGACUGUCCAUUCCGAGUUUCACACUCUGCUCUACGGAACCAGUCCACUGAAUCGACACAAACUGGACCACAAAAAGCUAUUGGGUCCAAUCAGUCAGAAGAUGUAUGCUGUUCUUCCGUGUGGAGGAAUAGGGGUAGACAGUGACACUGUGUGGAAUGAGAUGCACUCAUCUGCAGCUGUCCGCAUGGCAGUGGGCUCUGUUAUUGAACUGGCCUUCAGAGUUGCAGCAGGGGAACUGAAGAAUGGAUUCGCAGUAGUGCGUCCGCCAGGACAUCAUGCAGAAGAAUCCACUGCCAUGGGGUUUUGUUUCUUCAAUUCAGUAGCCAUCACUGCCAAGCUACUCCAGCAGAAACUGGGAGUGGGAAAGAUCCUCAUUGUGGACUGGGACAUUCACCAUGGCAACGGCACGCAGCAGGCCUUCUACAGUGACCCCAAUGUCCUCUACAUCUCCCUCCAUCGCUACGAUGACGGCAACUUUUUUCCUGGCAGCGGAGCACCUGAGGAGGUGGGAUCUGGUGCAGGUGUGGGCUUCAAUGUGAACAUAGCAUGGACAGGAGGAGUAGAGCCCCCUUUGGGUGAUGUUGAGUACCUCACUGCCUUCAGGAGUGUGGUGAUGCCUAUUGCUCAGCAGUUCAGUCCAGACGUCAUUCUGGUGUCUGCAGGCUUCGACGCGGUGGAGGGUCAUCAGUCUCCUCUAGGUGGUUACAUAGUGUCUGCCAAAUGUUUCGGUCUGCUAACCCAGCUCUUGAUGGGUCUGGCUGGUGGGCGCGUUGUUAUGGCAUUAGAGGGUGGUCAUGACCUUACUGCCAUCUGUGAUGCAUCAGAAGCUUGCGUCUCUGCACUCCUUGGAGACCCGAGUGACUCAGCAUUUCAGUGGCCUCAAGAGAAGCCAUGUCCAAAAGCCUGCGCUUCUCUAGAAAGAGUGAUCGAAAUCCAGAGUAAACACUGGCCUUGCCUCCAGACUUUGUCUCCAACGGGCAGCCACUCGCGACUGGACAGCCCAGUGGGAGCGCAGGUUCAAUCAGAGAAGGACGAGGCAGACACAGUUAGUGCCAUGGCCUCUUUGAGUGUUGAUGUAGAGCAGUCAGGCUCGACCACCGACAUCGCUGACGCCAGCAGGUCUACAGAGGAGCCAAUGGAAGAGGAGCUAGUUUUAUAA
Molecule: messenger RNA, 3396 nt
Organism: Nerophis lumbriciformis (worm pipefish)
Lineage: Eukaryota; Metazoa; Chordata; Actinopteri; Syngnathiformes; Syngnathidae
Source: RefSeq, a predicted model, not a curated record